AUGUCUAAAUUUCAUUACAUUUUAUUGUGGACGACUUUAUUUGCUAAAUUUGUACAGGUGCGUCAGGAAGUUAUAAAUACUAAAAUAUUUUUUCAAAACGUUUGUCGUAAAAUACAUUGUAGAACAUUGGUACAUUGGUCAUUGGUGGUAACCUACAGGCAAAAUCGACUUUGUGGUUGGUUUUAUAUAUAUAUUUUACCAAAUUAA
Messenger RNA from Nezara viridula (southern green stink bug), 207 nucleotides. Lineage: Eukaryota; Metazoa; Arthropoda; Insecta; Hemiptera; Pentatomidae. The record is from the annotation of a GenBank genome assembly.